Molecule: messenger RNA, 2838 nt
Organism: Aspergillus chevalieri
Lineage: Eukaryota; Fungi; Ascomycota; Eurotiomycetes; Eurotiales; Aspergillaceae
Gene: MSH2
Product: mismatch repair ATPase MSH2
Exons: 2
Coding region: 1-2838 (945 amino acids)
Biological process (GO): mismatch repair; mitotic recombination
Cellular component (GO): nucleus; MutSalpha complex
Molecular function (GO): ATP-dependent DNA damage sensor activity; ATP binding; mismatched DNA binding
Source: RefSeq, a predicted model, not a curated record
AUGUCUUCUCGACCUGACCUCAAGGUCGACGACGAAGUCGGUUUCAUCCGCUUCUACCGCUCCCUCCCAGACAACACCAACAAUGAAACCAUCCGAGUCUUCGACCGCGGUGACUGGUACUCAGCGCACGGCUCGAACGCCGAGUUCAUCGCCCGCACAGUCUACAAAACCACCGCCGUCCUGCGCAACCUCGGCCGCAGCGAGACAGGCGGUCUCCCCUCCGUAACGAUGAGCGUGACGGUUUUCCGCAACUUCCUCCGCGAGGCGCUCUUCCGGCUAAACAAAAGAAUUGAGAUUUGGGAGUCUGGUGGUACGGGCAAGGGACAAUGGAAGUUGGGGAAGCAGGCGAGUCCCGGGAAUUUGCAGGAUGUGGAGGAAGAACUGGGCAGUGUGGGUGGAUUGGCGUUGGAUGCGACAGCGCCAAUUAUACUUGCUGUGAAGAUAUCCGCGAAGGCGGAGGGGAGGGGCGUUGGUGUCUGCUUUGCGGAUGCGAGUGUGCGGGAGUUGGGGGUUAGCGAGUUCUUGGAUAAUGAUGUGUACUCGAACUUUGAGUCGUUGGUGAUUCAGCUGGGCGUGAAGGAGUGUCUGGUGCAGAUGGAUACGGGGCGAAAGGAUGUCGAGCUGGGCAAGAUCAGGACGAUUGCGGAUAGCUGUGGAAUUGCUAUUUCGGAGCGGCCGGCGGCGGAUUUCGGUAUUAAGGAUAUCGAGCAGGAUCUGACGCGGCUGCUGCGCGAUGAGCGCUCAGCUGGGACGCUGCCGCAGACGGAGUUGAAGUUGGCCAUGGGCUCCGCGUCCUCGUUGAUCAAGUAUCUCGGGGUUAUGUCUGAUCCGACCAAUUUCGGGCAGUAUCAGCUGUACCAGCAUGAUUUGUCGCAGUACAUGAAGCUAGAUUCGUCGGCGCUGCGUGCACUGAAUCUCAUGCCUGGUCCGCGCGAUGGGUCGAAGAGUAUGAGUCUGUUUGGGUUGCUGAAUCACUGCAAAACGCCUGUGGGUAGCCGGUUGCUUGCGCAGUGGCUGAAGCAGCCGUUGAUGGAUAUCAAGGAGAUUGAGAAGCGGCAUACGCUGGUCGAGGCGUUUGUUGAGAAUACCGAGCUGCGACAGACUAUGCAAGAGGAGCACCUGCGGUCUAUUCCUGAUUUGUACCGGCUGGCUAAGCGGUUCCAGCGCAAGCAGGCUAAUCUAGAGGACGUCGUUCGUGUGUACCAAGUUGCUAUUCGUCUGCCCGGGUUUGUCAGUUCUUUGGAUAAUGUUAUGGAUGAGCAGUACCAAACCCCCUUGGAGACGGAAUAUACGGCCAAGCUUCGACAGCACUCGGAUAGCUUGGCUAAGCUUGAGGAGAUGGUUGAGACGACGGUUGACCUUGAUGCGCUGGAGAACCACGAGUUCAUUAUCAAGCCCGAGUUCGACGAUAGCCUGCGCAUUAUUCGGAAGAAGCUGGAUAAACUGCGGAAUGACAUGGACUCUGAGCAUCGCCGUGUCGCACGGGAUUUGGACCAGGAGGCAGACAAGAAGCUCUUCCUUGAGAACCAUCGUGUGCACGGCUGGUGCUUCCGACUCACUCGUACCGAGGCGGGUUGUAUCCGGAAUAAGCGGGAGUAUCAGGAAUGCUCGACGCAGAAGAACGGCGUUUACUUUACCACGUCGACUAUGCAGUCUCUUCGCCGCGAACAUGACCAGCUGUCUUCGAAUUAUAACCGCACGCAGACCGGCCUCGUCCAUGAAGUCGUCGCCGUUGCCGCGUCGUACUGCCCGGUCCUGGAACAGCUUGCCGGUGUGCUGGCCCAUCUCGAUGUCAUCGUUAGCUUUGCGCAUUCAUCCACACAUGCCCCGUCCUCCUAUGUACGUCCGAAGAUGCACCCGCGUGGCACGGGAAGCACAAUUCUGAAAGAAGCCCGCCACCCAUGCAUGGAAAUGCAGGAUGACAUCUCCUUCAUCACCAACGACGUCUCCUUGGUCCGUGACGAGUCUUCGUUCCUUAUCAUCACUGGUCCUAAUAUGGGUGGUAAAUCGACCUACAUCCGACAGAUUGGUGUGAUUGCGCUCAUGGCGCAGACUGGUUGCUUCGUCCCUUGCUCUGAAGCUGAAUUGACCAUCUUCGACUGUAUACUCGCCCGUGUCGGUGCUAGUGACUCUCAGCUCAAGGGUGUUUCGACGUUCAUGGCGGAAAUGUUGGAGACUUCGAACAUCCUCAAGUCGGCUACGUCGGAGUCUUUGAUCAUCGUCGAUGAGUUGGGUCGUGGUACGAGUACGUAUGAUGGAUUCGGUUUGGCCUGGGCUAUUUCAGAGCACAUAGUCACCGAAAUCCGCUGCUUCGGACUCUUCGCGACCCACUUCCACGAACUGACAGCCCUCGCGGACCGAUACCCCAAGUCAGUCAAGAACCUCCACGUCGUAGCCUUCAUCGACGGCGCGGAAGCCAAGUCCGAGCCCACAGAAGAUGAGAAAACCAAACAACAACGCCAAGUCACCCUCCUCUACCGCGUAGAACCCGGAAUUUGCGACCAAUCCUUCGGUAUCCACGUCGCCGAGCUAGUCCGCUUCCCCGAGAAAGUCGUCAACAUGGCUCGUCAGAAAGCAGAGGAACUCGAAGACUUUUCAUCUGCAGAGCAGCCAGAUAAGAAGGAACAGCAGUCUGCUCUUGACGGAUACUCUCAGGAAGAGGUUGAGGAGGGUAGUGCAUUGCUUAAGGCUAUGCUGGUCAAGUGGAAGGGGGAGGUUGAAGCGCCUGGCAAGGAGGGAUUGACGGCUGCUGAGAAGAGGCAGAUUAUGAGGGAGAUUGUUAAUGGGGAUGAGAAGUUGAGGGCGAGUAAGAUGUUUCAGGGUUUGAAGGCUUUGUAG